GCCGCGGAGCCGCCGCCGCUGCCGGGGCAGCCCAGCGGGUCCGGCCCCCGCUGCGGGGUGAGGGGAGCGGCGGAGCGGGGCACGGCGGCGGGGGGGAAGCGGUGCUGCCGCCGCCACCAUGUCCGGGCGCGGCCACAACAAGCUGCCGACCACCGAGCGCAUCGUCAAGGCUGUCCCAUUCCCCCCCACGCAGAGGCUGACUCUGAAGGAGGUGUUUGAGGAUGGCAAGCCCAGGCUGGAUGUCCUCAAGAGCCACUUGGUGAAGGAGGGGCGGCUGGAGGAGGAGGCGGCGCUGAAAAUCAUCAACGACGGCGCCGCCAUCCUGAGGCACGAGAAAACCAUGAUCGAGGUGGAGGCUCCAAUCACAGUGUGUGGUGACAUCCAUGGGCAGUUCUUUGACCUGAUGAAGCUGUUUGAAGUGGGAGGAUCACCCAACAACACCCGCUACCUCUUCCUGGGGGACUACGUGGACAGAGGCUACUUCAGUAUAGAGUGUGUGCUGUAUUUAUGGAGUUUAAAGAUAAAUCAUCCCAAAACCUUGUUCCUCCUUCGAGGGAACCACGAGUGCAGGCACCUCACAGAAUAUUUCACCUUCAAGCAGGAAUGUCGAAUCAAGUACUCGGAGCGAGUGUACGACGCGUGCAUGGACACCUUCGACUGUCUUCCUCUUGCUGCCCUCCUCAACCAGCAGUUCCUGUGUGUGCACGGGGGCCUCUCUCCAGAAAUCACAUGUCUAGAUGACAUUAGGAAAUUAGACAGGUUUAAGGAGCCUCCAGCCUUCGGGCCGAUGUGUGACCUGCUGUGGUCGGAUCCCUCGGAGGAUUACGGCAACGAGAAAACCCUGGAGCACUUUGCCCACAACACUGUCCGAGGCUGCUCCUAUUUCUACAGUUAUCCUGCAGUGUGUGAAUUUUUGCAGAACAAUAGUUUGUUAUCUGUAAUCCGAGCUCAUGAAGCCCAGGAUGCUGGGUACCGAAUGUACAGGAAGAGCCAGACCACGGGCUUUCCCUCGUUAAUCACAAUCUUCUCUGCACCAAAUUACUUAGAUGUCUAUAACAACAAGGCUGCUGUACUGAAAUAUGAAAACAACGUCAUGAACAUCAGGCAGUUCAACUGCUCCCCUCACCCCUACUGGCUCCCAAACUUCAUGGAUGUCUUCACAUGGUCCUUGCCUUUUGUAGGGGAAAAGGUCACUGAGAUGCUCGUGAACAUCCUCAACAUCUGCUCCGACGACGAGCUGAUCUCGGACGGCGACGAGACGUUGGAAGGUGGGACGACGGUGCGGAAGGAGAUCAUCAGGAACAAGAUCAGAGCCAUUGGCAAGAUGGCACGGGUGUUCUCAGUUCUUCGGGAGGAGAGCGAGAGCGUGCUGACCCUCAAAGGGCUGACCCCCACAGGUACCCUGCCCCUGGGAGUGCUCUCGGGGGGCAGGCAGACCCUGCAGACCGCCACAGUAGAAGCGGUAGAGGCACGGGAAGGUAUGGCUAGAACCCGGCGAGAGACUCAAAUCAUCUCCGUGUCCAUCCGCGGCUUCUCCCCGCAGCACAAGAUCCGCAGCUUCGAGGAGGCGCGGGGGCUGGACCGCAUCAACGAGCGCAUGCCGCCCCGCCGGGACUCGCUGCACUCGGACGGCCCCGCCGACAAAAAACCCCAGUAACCCCCGGACCCACCUCCAUGGAUUUUAUUUAUUUAUUAUUAUUAUUAUUAUUAUUAUUAAUUAAUUAUUAUUAUUAUUAUCGGGGUGCGGGGUGGGGGCACGGGGAGAAAUUUCAAUUUCAAGCUGGAGGCAACACGUCCAUGAAUCCAGUUCGCGUUUGUUUCUCGUGAGGAAGAGACCCUUUUGUAAAUUUUGGGGUUUUUUUUUUUUUAAUGUUCAAUAUAUAUAUAAAAAUG
Molecule: messenger RNA, 1893 nt
Organism: Oenanthe melanoleuca
Lineage: Eukaryota; Metazoa; Chordata; Aves; Passeriformes; Muscicapidae
Gene: PPP3CC
Product: protein phosphatase 3 catalytic subunit gamma
Exons: 14
Coding region: 119-1657 (512 amino acids)
Biological process (GO): calcineurin-mediated signaling
Cellular component (GO): calcineurin complex; cytoplasm
Molecular function (GO): calmodulin-dependent protein phosphatase activity; calmodulin binding
Source: RefSeq, a predicted model, not a curated record